Messenger RNA from Anopheles darlingi, 1458 nucleotides. Its product is annotated as amyloid protein-binding protein 2-like. NCBI's taxonomy places the organism in Eukaryota, Metazoa, Arthropoda, Insecta, Diptera, Culicidae. Gene Ontology annotation, molecular function: protein binding. Gene Ontology annotation, biological process: intracellular protein transport. The transcript has a single exon. The record is from RefSeq and is a predicted model, not a curated record. The coding region runs from base 1 to 1458 and encodes 485 amino acids.
AUGAGAAGUGUGGCCCGCUUUUGGCCGUUGGCCGAUGUGCACCUGGAACAGCGGCGCGGUGUAGAUGGCGACGAGUCGGUGGCAGCGCCCGCGGGCAACUCGAACAAACCGCGAACAUUGUACCGGUGUACCCUGGAGGCGCUGGUACGGCACUACUCCAACAAUCCACGCUCGAGCGGAUAUCGAGCGGCGGUACAGUGGUUGCCGCUUGCCGUGCGACUAGAGGUACUGGAGGAUAUGUGCGAUUACCCGCAUCUGCUGGACGUGCAGCAGGAGCUACUGUCGGAUCCGGUGCUGAUCAGUGAAGCCCUCCGUUGGUUGCCUUCUGAUCGGGCCAAGCUGGUGCGUUGCUUUCAGUGGUUGGAGUGUAAUCGGCGACCGGUAACCGAUCGACUCUGCCAGCGGUAUCAGCGAGUGUGCGUGAAGGUGCAGGUUGGCGAUGAGGAUCGUGACGGUGCUGGCAUACGCUGUGGUGUGCGCAUUGCAACGUUUCUCACCGAAACCGGCUGGCUGAGGGAAGCGAUCAAGAUCCUGCGAACCGCUUGCCUGUUAGCUGAGGCCGGAUCUGAAGCUGAAUUGGACGUGCUAAGGCAACUACUCCGAGCGCAAUCGCUCGGUGGAAAGGGGAUCGACGCUCGUCAGACCUGCCACCGGUUGAUGGCGUUGUUGGCGAGGUUUCCCCAUCUGCUACGACUACCACCGGCGCCACCAUCUUGUAAUGUCCGAGCGAAUGUGCGGUGCCGGAAUGAUGUGGCCGUUGGUGCGUAUCUGGCGGUGUCACUGUACGAGCUGGAGGUACGCGAGUGUACGCUCAGCUAUCACUAUGGGGUGUUGGCGCUCGAGCUGCUCACUGACUGCUCACCGGGCCGGUUGAUCGUGGACGUUUGCCGACAGUUGGCACGGGCCUGCCUAACCCGCAAGCAGUACGGCCGGACGGGGCUACUGCUGCGUCAGGCCAUUGCUUGGGCACGGAACUGCUACGGUAAGGCGAGCGCACAGUACGCGGAAACGCUCGAGGACUACGCGAUGUACCUGCUGGCGAGGAACACCGUCACGGAGAGUGUCGGUGUUUUUACCGAGGCGCAGCACAUCUACCUGCGGCUGUACGGACCACGGAACCUACUGUUGGCCCACGCCCAGGGUAAUCUGGUGUUCGGUUUGUGUCUGCAGGCGUACGUGCAUGAGCACCGGGAUCGGGCGGUCCAGCAUGUCGAGAAUUCGAUGGCCAACUUCGAGCGGAUACUGCCCCACGAACAUCGGUUGCUGGUGCAAGGCCGACGGUUACGCACCUCGAUGGACCUGUUGCUGUUCGAUGCGGACGAGGGAACGGAGAGCAGCGGAGGUGCUGUGGAGGAAAGGUCACCAGCAGUGGAGCAGGAACUGAAGCUGGAUAAGAUGGACGAUGGUCCUCUGCCGGUGCAUGAACUUCGGCGUUCAUUUUACCUCGGUCAGGGCUGA